This is a messenger RNA of Bactrocera oleae (olive fruit fly), 617 nucleotides long. Its product is annotated as U6 snRNA-associated Sm-like protein LSm5. The record is from RefSeq and is a predicted model, not a curated record. NCBI's taxonomy places the organism in Eukaryota, Metazoa, Arthropoda, Insecta, Diptera, Tephritidae. Gene Ontology annotation, molecular function: RNA binding. Gene Ontology annotation, cellular component: U4/U6 x U5 tri-snRNP complex; Lsm1-7-Pat1 complex; U6 snRNP. Gene Ontology annotation, biological process: mRNA splicing, via spliceosome.
ACUGAAAAUUUAAAAUUUUUAUUAUGAUCAAAUAUCUAUUAAAUUGAUAUUUUAUAAUCUAAUCGUUAACCGAUUACUCUCUUUGUAAACAAAAAACUUUAAAUGUCGGAAUGGUAGUAGACAACCCUACGCAAGCGGCAUGAAAUAUGACAGUUGUUACAGCUGGUAGAUGAAAAUCGCGUUUUAUUUUUUCUUUCAAAGUUUUUAUUAGAAAUCUUGUAAAAUUUAUUUAAUAAAUAAAACAAGUGAAAUAUGACUGCCGUACCACCACCUUCAAAUGUGUCAACUUUAUUACCACUUGAACUUGUGGACAAAUGUAUUGGAUCUCGGAUUCACAUUAUAAUGAAGAACGAUAAAGAGAUGGUUGGUACAUUGUUGGGAUUCGAUGAUUUUGUAAAUAUGUUGUUGGAUGAUGUGACAGAAUACGAGAACACGGCAGAAGGCAGGCGUAUAACUAAACUCGACCAAAUCCUGCUUAAUGGCAACAACAUAACAAUGUUAGUGCCCGGCGGCGAUAUACCGGAAUGAAAUGACGCGUGGUAGAAAAUUUACAUCUAUAUUUUAGAGUUUUAACUUUAGCAUUACGAACUAUUGAAUACAACUCAAGGUUAAACAAG